UUGUGAUUAGGCAAUGAUUAUCACUAACUGUGUGUUUUAGGUGAUCAGGAACAAGUCAAACACUCUGCUAAAACACUCUUAACAACUAUUGCACACAAACACAUCUAAUCUGAUGCUGGUUUUAGAUCAAACAUUGAUCAAAACAAACAAUUUUUGUCAAGAUCAUCAAGAAUAUGAUAGACAGGCAACAACAGCCUAGGAGGGCUCAAUCCACUACUGUAUUCUUUCUUGCAAUCCUCAUCAUCAUUGGCUUGAUCACUCAAUGGCUUGAUGUUUCAAUAAUCAGAGGAUCACUGCUGAAGAAAUUUCAUGUCCAAGAUUCAUCCUACAUAUAUUCAGAAGAAUUUGAUUGCUCUCUCAACUGCUCAAACAUAUCAUCACCUUUAAAAAAUGAUAACAUAGAGAGCUCAUCAGCUAAAGCAUGUCCAGACUACUUCAAGUGGAUCCAUGAAGAUCUAAGGCCAUGGAAGGAAACCGGGAUCUCAAUGGAGAUGGUCGAGGAGGCCAAGAAUGUCGCGCAUAUUAGGAUCAUUGUAGUGAAUGGGAGACUAUACACAUUGAGGUACAAGAAAGUCUUUCAGACCAGAGAUGUUGUGACCAUAUGGGGGAUCUUGCAGCUCCUUAGGCUGUACCCGGGCAGGCUGCCGGACUUGGACCUAAUGCUCGAGUGUGGGGAUAGGCCCGUGAUCAAGAAACGCGACUAUGGAGGUCUAGAAGCUUCCCCCCCUCCUCCAUUGUUUCACUACUGUGGAGAUGAGUUGAGCCAUGACAUUGUCUUUCCUGAUUGGUCCUUCUGGGGUUGGCCAGAGCUGAAUAUCAAGCCAUGGCAGGUGCUGAAGCAGGAGAUUCAAGAAGGCAACAGACGAGUCGAGUGGAGGGAUAGAGAGCCUUACGCUUACUGGAAAGGGAACACGAGGGUGGGAGCUGCACGUCGCGACUUGGCAAAAUGCAAUGCCUCUGAUCAAGAUGACUGGAAAGCUAGGAUCUUUGAAAUGGACUGGAAUGAAGAGAAGAGGCAAGGCUUCAAGAAUUCUGAUAUGGCAAAUCAGUGUAAUUACAGAUACAAGAUUUAUGUUGAAGGAGUUAGCUGGUCUGUUAGCCAGAAGUAUAUCUUAGCUUGUGACUCCAUGGCUUUGAUCAUAAAACCUCGUUUCUACGAUUUCUUCACGAGGAGUCUGCUGCCCUCGAUCCAUUACUGGCCUAUCAACACCAACAGCAAGUGUGAGUCAAUCAAAUUUGCAGUUGAAUGGGGCAACAGAUACACAGACAAGGCUCAGGAGAUUGGAAGGGCAGGAAGUAACUUUGUUCAAGAAAAUCUUAAAAUGGAUUAUGUUUAUGAUUACUCUUUCCACCUACUAAAUGAGUAUGCAAAGCUUUUGAGGUACAAGCCGACUGUCCCUCAAGGGGCCGUUGAGACGUGCUCAGAGGCGUUGGUGUGCUCUGUUAGAGGACAGAAGAAGAGAUACAGACUACAUUCCAUGGUCAAGAGCUCGUCCGGUUCACCUCCGUGCCAUCUGCCUCCCUCGUUCGAGCCAGAGGAUGUUCGCGCUUUCAUUGAGAGAAAAGAGAAUCUCACAAACCAGGUUGUCUUGUGGGAAAGAAGUGAAACUCACAGCAACUGAAGGAGGAGAGUAUUUUGAUUUAGGACUAUUACAACUACUUGAAAAUUAUAUAUAUAAAAAAUUCAGACUCCUUUUCUAUGUAAUGUUUUAGUAUAAAUCAAUGUUACUCUUUUAUGACA
Salvia miltiorrhiza (redroot sage) is the source of this 1741-nucleotide messenger RNA. RefSeq lists its product as uncharacterized. Lineage: Eukaryota; Viridiplantae; Streptophyta; Magnoliopsida; Lamiales; Lamiaceae. The record is from RefSeq and is a predicted model, not a curated record. The coding region runs from base 174 to 1622 and encodes 482 amino acids. The transcript has 6 exons.